Messenger RNA from Fusarium graminearum PH-1, 507 nucleotides. RefSeq lists its product as uncharacterized. The transcript has 4 exons. The record is from RefSeq and is a predicted model, not a curated record. Lineage: Eukaryota; Fungi; Ascomycota; Sordariomycetes; Hypocreales; Nectriaceae. The coding region runs from base 1 to 507 and encodes 168 amino acids.
AUGACCGGCUCACAUACGGAUAGAAUCGUGUGUUUCGAUAGCGUCGAAAGAUCGCCCGCGGAAGGCCAUGUGUACCAUGCUAGUGUGAGUGGGGACCUCGUUGUCAAAUCUGCAAGCCACAGGGUGCUUCUCAAGACGAGUUCCUGUUUCGAGACUCUUAUGGAUGCUUCCCACUCGUCUCUGAUUGGGCAUACAACCUUGACUCAGCCCUCAUGUUGUUUCUUGGGUCCCAUCCCGAUAAAGGCAUGUUUCAGGGACACAGAUGCACAGGCACUCAGACACAUGGUCAGAGAGCCCUUAGCGUUGUCGAUGCCACGAGGUGGAACGGUUGAUCAACUCGCCCACUUUGGCAAAUUCAAAUCCAAGCUGAGAACAAUAUGGGGCAGAGUCCACUCAGAUGGUCUCCACAGCUCUCUGGGUGAUCCUCCGCGGCAGCUAGCCCAUUUCAAGGUUGCUUCUCGCGAUGCUACCCCGACCUUAUGCACUGAUCCUGAAUCGUCGACAUAA